Molecule: messenger RNA, 725 nt
Organism: Aphanomyces invadans
Lineage: Eukaryota; Oomycota; Saprolegniomycetes; Saprolegniales; Verrucalvaceae
Exons: 1
Coding region: 116-601 (161 amino acids)
Source: RefSeq, a predicted model, not a curated record
CGGCAGGUGGAUGCACCAAGGCAGUCGACCUUAUCCAGGAAACGAGUGUUGAACUUCUAGACAAAAGCAGCAGUCGCCGCAUGCCACGGCGAAGGUCACCUCGACAUGUCGUCGAAUGAAAGCGGUGUCUCGGUGGAGGCAGUCUCUUCUUGUCUAUCGAUGCGCAAGCCUUCAAAUACUUCCCCAUGUUGCUCUUGCUUCUGCAACAACACUCGCGGAUCCGUCCCCAGCGCCUGUUCCGUCGAACCAAGUACACUCUAUCGCACUAUUUUUCAGUGGUCUUGCGAAGACCUGUACGCUGUUCCUCAAGACUGGUCGCUACCUUCGUCGCGGCGUUGUGGUUCCACGGAGAUUCCUCCGUCGGGGUCAGUCCAUUUCAGCUCAUCUUGCGCAGCCUCCCUCGAAGUACCAAAAACUUGAGUUGUGUCAAGCCCGCCCUGCGAUGAAUCUGCUGGUUCAAAUAGCGCGGCCCGAAGAUUCGGCGGUAGGAGACGAAGACAUCGCACAGCUUUCCCUCGCGCGACCGCAAUCGCUGUUUGAUGCUGAAUUCCAGCACCUGUACGACCACGCAGCCGACUAUCUCGACGUCCCUCUGGCUUAAAGAUCCAUUUGCUUCAUCUUGUCGUUGAACAAAGCUAUCUAGCGAGUUCGCUCGUCGUGUUGUUACAGUCGCCGUUCGUCGGCACAGAUAGCCGUACGAUGUGACAACUAUUGUAUCGCGGCAA